CGGUUGUGGACUAGGCAUUAAACGAGUCCAGACGUCUCCGCGGGAAUCCUAUAAAGAGAGUGCGUCCACUCCGUGGCAAUGGCAUGAGUUAGUUAACGUUAGUUGACUGGCCUUGCUUGGUAGGGGAAGAAAAACAUGACGACGAGUCGUGGGUCGAAAUUUGGCAUUGGCCGAGAUGCCGAUUCCGCGACGUCACGUUGUCUUCCAACUCUGAUUAAUUACUAGUACUUUUCACUCUAUUUAAUAAAAGUGUCAUUUCUUCUGUUCUAUGGCUUAUAUUGGCUGCCAAGAUAUUUUUAGUUUGUUUGCUCACCAUGAGUUCCAUACCAACGCCCUCAGAUCAUCUACCAGACCUAGACUCUAGCGAGGUCACUUACCCAGGUUCUGACAUAGCAGUACCCGCGGCACCAACGAAUCCAGAAGAACUCAAGCACGAUAAAUAUCGAGAGGAUCGAAGAGGAUGGCGUCGAAUUGUCGUUAAUUUCACUCCCUCGUGGUUCGCAGUGACAAUGGGCACUGGAAUCACGUCUGUUCUACUUCAUAACCUGCCCUACCACGGGCGAUGGCUAUUCUACGUGUCUUGUAUAAUAUUCUGUCUAAACAUAGUGUUGUUCACUCUGUUUAGCUGUAUAUCUAUUAUCAGAUAUACGUAUUUUAAAGGUAUAUGGUAUUCGGCAUUACGACAUCCAGCGCAGGCUGUAUUUCUAGGAACCAUACCAGUUGGCUUCGCUACCAUUAUCAACAUGAUAGUCUUUGUGUGUGUCCCAGCCUGGGGCGAUUGGGCUGCCAAUUUUGCAUGGGCUCUUUGGUGGGUAGAUGUUGUCAUGGCCACUGCUUGUAGUCUUUACAUACCGCAUUGUAUCAUGCGAACAGAGGGUAUCACACUAGACCAAGUAAACCCUUCGUGGCUCUUCCCCGUCAUUGCCGAUAUCGUUGCCUCCACAUCUGGAGCCAUCGUAGCCAAUGUUCUUCCCAACGACCAACACGCCAUAUGGACCGUCAUUACAAGCUAUAUCCUCUGGGGAACUAGUGUACCAAUGGCGAUCGUCAUUCUCGCCAUGUACUACCAUCGUCUUAUGAUUCACGACAUCCUCCCUGGCCAAGUUGCUGUCGCAUCGUUCAUCGCCAUUGGCCCUCUUGGUAUGGGCGCAGCAGCAAUCCAACUCCUCGGCCAAGUCUCUCUCAAACUCUUUGCCAGAAACGACUUCAUCCCCAAGGCUCCCAUCGCGGGUCAAUUCUUCUACCUGACUGGCAUUCUCACUGCUCUCAUCUUAUGGGGAUUCGCUGUUGUGUGGCUCUUCUUUGCUCUCGCCACAAUCAUCAGACGUCGAAUCACCUUUAACCUCACUUGGUGGGCGUUUACUUUCCCUCUCGGGGUGUUUACAGUUGCGACCACGACGCUUGCUCAGGAGCUUCCUUCGAAGUUCUUCAAAGUGCUGGGAACAAUAUUCUCUGUUGCCGAGUUCUUGUUGUGGGUUAUGGUGGCGUGUGGGACUAUCAAGGCGAGUCUGAACGGCCAGCUGUUCCAACCUCCACCGCUAGAAGCGUGGGAGAAGAAAGCGAAAGAAGUUGAAGAGACCGAAAAGACCAAGGAUUCACCAGUCUAGAAUGCUGAAAUGGGCUUAUUAGUACAUACAUAUGCACAUAAACUGGCAUAGCUACGACUAUAGACUUGCAUAUUUCAGAGCGUCCGAAAGAUCAAGAGUAGCAUAUCCUCAUAGCGUGUUCAUUUUAGUCAUAAUUUCCAUACAGUCAACAUAAUUUAGCUACUUGGCUUAUACUUGCCUGACUGAUGAAAUACCCUUGAAGUCAACGAUAUCUGAUAACCACCCGGAGCGGGGCCGAAUCACACGGCAGCCCGACCGGCGAAGACACCGGAAGACUCCACACGUCACCGAUUACCGAUCUCUCGCGAAGUCAAUCAGCUGAUUAUCGCCAUGUAACAUGAUGAUUGAUGUCAGAAUUGGUUUCAACAUUGGUAACAAGACUGAGUGACAAGCUCAAUUCAAAACGGCGCAGCUCCAGAUCCAAUAACGCCAUUCAUUGGUCCAAGCUCAUAGCUCCAGCUCCCAUAACAGCCACUAAACCCCUAAAACAGCUCCAGCUUCAGCGUCCUACCCCACUAUAAUCCCCUAAAACCUCGAGUCUCGAACCAAUGGAUCUCAAUUGAUUCUCCACAACAGCACCCCUCCCCAGGCCCCUUGCUCCAUUCGCCUCCAUUUGCCUCCAGAGGCCAGAUUGUCUUGUCACCCACUGCCCAACCUGUUUCCCCCCAUAUUCCAUCAUCUCCACCAGCCUCUUCUUCUUCUUCUUCUUCUUCUUCU
This is a messenger RNA of Fusarium verticillioides 7600, 2324 nucleotides long. RefSeq lists its product as hypothetical. Gene Ontology annotation, molecular function: sulfite transmembrane transporter activity. The transcript has 3 exons. Gene Ontology annotation, cellular component: plasma membrane. Lineage: Eukaryota; Fungi; Ascomycota; Sordariomycetes; Hypocreales; Nectriaceae. The record is from RefSeq and is a predicted model, not a curated record. Bases 315 to 1607 code for a protein of 430 amino acids. Gene Ontology annotation, biological process: transmembrane transport; sulfite transmembrane transport.